AUGGUAGACGUUGAUACAAGUUCAAAUCCUGAGUGGGCUUCGAUAAUACAGGAGUUAAAUAUAUCUAAAACAGUUAAUGAACUAGAAAAAAUGGACAUUGUUGGUAAGUAUCUAGAUUCGGUUGAUAAGUGGGAGUCGUUCUAUGAAAUAUAUGCAAAGUGGAUGGGGUUUGGCAAAAGGUCAGAUGACGUGAAGAGAAGAAAUGGGGUAGUAUCAAUGAGAAGGUGGGUUUGUACAAGAGAAGGUUAUAGACGAAGUGAAUAUGUGGAUAUGCCCAAUCGCAAAAAACAAUCAAGACCAAUCACAAGAUCUGGAUGUCAAGCAGCCCUCAGAGUGGUUCACAUGAAAGAUAACGACUUAUGGUUGGCAAAAGAAUUUAGCCACGAACAUAAUCAUGAAAUGGUAUCGGUCCCUGAGUGGCAAUUCCUCAAGAAUAAUCGUGUGGUGUCUGACGGUUUUCUUGCACAAGUUCGUUCGAUGAACUCAGUCGGGAUAAAAACUUCUCAGAUUAUGUCCCGUAUUGUUAUGCAGUCAGGAGGUUAUGAGAGAAUGCCAUGUCAAGUCAGAGAUGUGUACAAUAGAGUAGCAGGAGCAAUUAGGGAAGAAAAACUGGAAACUGAUGCGGAAGGUGCAUUAGGAUUCUUGGAUUGUCUUUCUGCGCGAGAUCCAAACUUUUUUGUGUACCACCAAGCUGACACAGAAAACAAACUCGCCAACGUAUUCUGGGCCUACAGAACUGCAAGAAUUGGCUAUCGGGCAUUCGGGGAUGUGAUAGCAUUUGACACAACGUACAUGACCAACACGUACAACAAGCCAUUGUGCAUUUUGAUGGGUGUCAACCACCAUUUCUCAACUUGUGUUUUUAGGUUUGCGUUGCUCGUAAAUGAAAAAAUGGAGACUUACUCAUGGAUGCUAAGAGCAUUCUUAGAAUGUCACCAUAAAAAAAAACCUUCAGUCGUGGUCACUGACGGGGAUAAUGCAAUGCGUGAGGCAAUAAAAGAAAUACUUCCAGAAUCCACACAUCGAUUAUGUGCUUGGCAUCUAAGCACAAAUGCAUCUAGGGCUGGUAAUGAUCCUGGAUUCACGAAAGCAUUCAAUAAUUUGAUGUACUCUUACUACAACGAGGAGGUGUUUGAGAACAAAUGGAAAGAGUUGAUGGAGACAUAUCAAAUGGAAGACAACGAAUGGUGCCAACUCCAAUACAGAAGAAAGCGAAUGUGGGCAGAAACCUACCUCCAUGGGCAGUUUGUUGCUGGAAUGAGAACAACACAGCGCUGCGAGUCAAUGAAUUUCUGCCUAAAAAAAUUCCUUUUGAAGAGAUACACCCUACGUGAGUUCGUUACAGCCAUUGACAUCGCGGUGACAAAAAUAAGGCACAUCGAAAGAGAAAAUGACUUUACAACGAAGCACACGCUCCCCAAUCUCCCAUCCUCAUAUGCUCUUAGUAUUUAUUAUGAUCAGUGUGCAAAAUUCUACACCCGGGAAAUGUACUACAAAGUGGAAUCAGAAAUCAAAAGAGAAAAUGCGUAUUUCAUCAGCAGCUAUGAAGAUCAUGCAAAUCACACUAUCUUCAAUGUUGGAAAUUUUCGAGAUGGUCAAACGAGAUAUAAGGUCACUCGUACUCUUGGAACAAACCAUUUCGAAUGCAGUUGCUUAUUCUACGAGACUAACGGUUACCCAUGUAGACAUAUUUGGGCAAUGAUGAAGUCCUGUUGCGUAAGAAUAAUCCCAAAUUCACUACUCUUCAAACGAUGGAGCUUGCAUGCAAAAUCCCAUCCGAAAAACAUGGAGAUAAGCCAACCUAUUCAAGAAGAGUCUGUGCAUUGCGAAAUGUCAAGAUUCGGUGCACUUAAUUCAAAUGCUACCAUGAUGAACUUCUGCGCGUCUAAGUCACCACAAUAUUAUAACACAGCAAAGGAGGAAAUUGCUCGUCUCACUGCCAUUUUCAAGGAAGGUAUGGACAUCCAAGGAGUGUCACAGGGCACAUCCACGAGGAGAUCGUACCGAGAAAAUCCAAACAUAAUGCAAGACCCAGUUAGAGUCAGAACAAAAGGUCAAGGAAAUCCAGGGCAGCGAAGGGACAACGGGCAUGGGAUUCCAACAGACGGAUCAGGUUUCAGACAAAUGGCAUGUGGAGCAUGCGGUGCCCUUGGUCACAACAGUCGAACAUGUCCCAAUUGUGGCCGCACAACUGGAAGAGGAAGAGGGGCAAACACAAGCAGUGUUAGUAUCGAUCGGUACACAGAAUCGGGGAAUGAACACGCGGGAGGUGAAAGUGACAUGCCUUAUUCAACGCAGGAGUCUUUUGGGAAUGAUUAUGAUGAUCAUGUGUAA
Humulus lupulus (European hop) is the source of this 2334-nucleotide messenger RNA. Its product is annotated as protein FAR1-RELATED SEQUENCE 5-like. The transcript has a single exon. Gene Ontology annotation, molecular function: zinc ion binding; nucleic acid binding. NCBI's taxonomy places the organism in Eukaryota, Viridiplantae, Streptophyta, Magnoliopsida, Rosales, Cannabaceae. The coding region runs from base 1 to 2334 and encodes 777 amino acids. The record is from RefSeq and is a predicted model, not a curated record.